CCUAGAAUGAACUCCACUUCCCAGCAUUCCCGGCGGUGGCCGUAAAGCGCGAGGGCCGACCGGCCGGGUUCCGGGGCUGAAUGUCAGUACCGGGCUGUAAGGCUUGGGGGGAAGGUGGUUGGCGGUUCGUCUGCGGCAGUCGCCGCCACCGUUGCCGCUUCUGCUGCCGCGGGUUUUCGGCGGCUCCCGGGAUGAAGCCGUGAGGGGAAACCACAGGGAGGGGGCCGCGGAGAUGUUUGGCCGCUCGCGGAGCUGGGUGGGUGGGGGACAUGGGAAGUCCUCCCGCAGCAUCCACUCCUUGGACCACCUAAAAUAUUUGUAUCAUGUUUUGACCAAAAACACCACAGUAACUGAACAAAACCGGAACUUACUAGUGGAAACUAUACGUUCUAUCACGGAGAUUCUUAUUUGGGGGGAUCAGAAUGACAGCUCCGUAUUUGACUUUUUCCUGGAGAAGAAUAUGUUUGUUUUCUUCUUGAACAUCCUGCGUCAGAAAUCUGGUCGUUAUGUCUGUGUUCAGUUGCUACAAACCUUGAACAUCCUUUUUGAGAAUAUUAGUCACGAGACCUCACUUUAUUAUUUGCUGUCUAAUAACUAUGUAAAUUCUAUCAUUGUCCAUAAAUUUGACUUUUCUGAUGAGGAGAUUAUGGCAUAUUAUAUAUCAUUCUUAAAGACGCUUUCAUUAAAACUCAACAAUCACACCGUUCAUUUCUUUUAUAAUGAGCACACAAAUGACUUUGCCCUGUACACAGAAGCCAUCAAAUUUUUUAAUCACCCUGAAAGUAUGGUCAGGAUUGCUGUAAGAACCAUAACUUUAAAUGUUUAUAAAGGUGAGUUGUCAUUGGAUAACCAGGCCAUGCUGCACUACAUCAGAGAUAAAACUGCAGUUCCUUACUUUUCCAAUUUGGUCUGGUUCAUUGGGAGUCAUGUGAUUGAAUUGGAUACCUGUGUUCAGACUGAUGAAGAACAUCGGAAUAGAGGAAAACUGAGUGAUUUGGUAGCUGAACAUCUUGACCAUCUGCAUUACCUCAAUGACAUCCUUAUCAUCAAUUGUGAAUUUUUAAAUGAUGUACUUACAGAUCACUUACUCAAUAGGCUUUUUCUGCCUCUUUAUGUAUAUUCACUGGUAAAUCAAGACAAGGGAGGAGAACGUCCAAAAAUAAGCCUUCCAGUUUCCCUUUAUCUUCUGUCACAGGUUUUCCUAAUUAUACACUAUGCACCACUGGUGAACUCAUUAGCUGAGGUCAUUCUGAAUGGGGAUCUGUCCAUAUUGUGUUGUGGGACUGAACAAGAUGUUCAGAGAUGUUCUAUAAAAUCCAGCAUUAGGUGUUUCAUUAAACCAACUGAAUCACUGGAAAGAUCUCUUGAAAUAAACAAGCAGAAGGGAAAGAAAAGACUGCAAAAGAGACCCAACUAUAAAAAUGUUGGUGAGGAAGAAGAGGAGGAAAAAGGCCCUGAAGAAACCCAGGAAGAUGCUGAUAAGGCCAAAGGUAUAGAAGGUACUUCAAAAGGCAUCAAGUCAGGUGGGGAUAGUGAAGAAAUAGAGAUGGUAAUCAUGGAGCGAAGCAAACUAACCGAAUUAGCCAUUUCUGUAGUGACAGAACAGAAUACAACGGAUGAAGAGAAGAGUGCUGCUGCCUCUGGGAGUGAAACCACACAGUGGAACAGGCCUUUCCUUGAUAUGGUAUAUAAUGCAUUGGACAAUCCUGAAGAUGAUUAUCAUGCCCUUUUUGUGCUCUGUCUUCUAUAUGCCAUGUCUCAUAAUAAAGGAAUUGAUCCAGAGAAAUUAGAUAGAAUUCAGCUUCCAGUGCAGACUGAAGUUGAGAAGAUCUCGUAUAACCACCUACUUGCCGAAAGACUCAUUAGGAUAAUGAACUAUGCUGCUCAGCCUGAUGGAAAAAUCAGACUGGCCACUUUGGAACUUAGCUGCUUGUUACUAAAGCAGCAAGUCAUGACAAACAGUGGCAGCAUUAUAAAGGAUGUUCACCUUGCCUGCCUUGAGGGUGCAAGAGAGGAAAGUGUUCACCUUGUGAGGCAUUUUUAUAAGGGAGAAGAAAUUUUUUUGGAUAUGUUUGAAGACGAAUAUAGGAGCAUGACAAUUAAGCCUAUGAAUGUGGAAUAUUUAAUGAUGGAUGCCUCUAUCUUGCUUCCUCCAACUGGAACACCUCUAACUGGGAUUGACUUUGUAAAGCGAUUGCCAUGUGGUGAUGUAGAAAGAACCCGUAGAGCAAUUCGAGUUUUCUUCAUGUACCGCUCAUUGUCACUACAACUUCGAGAUGAACCAGAAACCCAGUUACCACUGACAAGAGAAGAAGACCUGAUAAAAACAGAUGAUGUUCUAGAUCUGAAUAACAGCGAUUUAAUUGCCUGUACAGUGAUUACAAAAGAUGGAGGUCUCGUACAGCGUUUUCUAGCUGUAGAUAUUUAUCAAAUGAGUUUGGUGGAGCCAGAUGUUGCCAGACUAGGGUGGGGCGUAGUCAAGUUUGCGGGUCUCUUGCAGGAUAUGCAGGUGACUGGAGUAGAAGAAGAUAGUAGAGCUCUGAACAUUAUUAUUCACAAACCUGCUUCCAGCCCUCACUCUAAACCUUUCCCCAUUCUCCAAGCUACUUUUGUAUUUUCUGAUCAUAUCCGCUGUAUUAUUGCAAAGCAACGCUUAGCAAAAGGUCGUAUCCAGGCCCGGCGUAUGAAGAUGCAGCGUAUUGCUGCACUCCUGGACCUUCCAAUCCAGCCUUCAACAGAAGUCAUGGGGUUUACACUCACUACUUCAGCUUCAAACCAGCACCUGCCUUUCCGAUUCUAUGAACAAUCUCGCCGUGGCAGCAGUGAUCCAACUGUGCAGCGUUCUGUUUUUGCAUCUGUUGACAAGGUACCAGGUUUUGCUGUGGCCCAGUGUAUAAACCAGCAUGGCUCAUCACCCCUGUCAUCACCAUCUCCUCCUUCCAGUGGCAGUUCCAGUGGUAGUGGGAGUACGGGGCGCUGUGACUCGGUUGCACCCAGCUCCACUUCCACUCCUUCUGCAGCACAAAGCCCAUCAGAUAUUCCUAUACCUCCUGAGCAGCUCCCGCUGAUCUUUCCUGACCAAGUGGUGAUUGUUAAUGAAAUCCCUGCAACUUCCAAGCCCAGCAAGAGCCUUGGAAAGAGUUCAGAAGUGGAAACUGCUAACCUGUCCCCCAGCCUGAUUCCUGCCCAGCAGCCCACCAUCUCUCUCAUUUCUGAUGACACUACAGAUGCACUGAGUGUGGAAUCUUUGACCCUGGUUCCUCCAGUUGACCCACACAGCCUCCGCUCUUUGACCUGUACCCCUCAGUCUUCCACACAGACGGAAACGUAUAAAGUGACAGAGGGUGAGAUUGCCCCUCCUGAGCCAGCAGACCAUUCUGAACAGUGAUACAGCUGAUUUUGCUCCAUCUUCAUUUGUGGUCCCUCAAAAAGCUAUAGGGACUAAAUGGUAGCUACGUGAAGGAUACUUGUGAAAUAGCAAGAAUUUUAAGAAGGGGUAGUAGCCUAUCCUAUCAAGUAUUGUUUCUGUCUCUUAAAAUGAAAGAAACCUAGUUCUCAAUUCAAAUUUGCAUUUCUCGUGUUGUACCUAAGAAACAACCAGGCAUAAAAGAAAUUGAUGCAGACAGUUUCACACCAGACUACCAUAAUUACACCUUCGUGAUGCUGCUCCAUGUUUGCAGCCAAUUGAAGAAACUUCUGUGUGACAUUCUUCUUAUUCUUUUUGUUAGACUUCAGACCCAUAACACUUGUCCAGAAAGAGGCAAAAGACAGACACAAAAAUGGCUUUUGUAGUUAUGUCGAACCCACCACCUUAGAAAACUGUUGCCAUUCAGCUGAAGUUCUGUUUUCAUUUUGUUCACUUUGGGUUGACCCAACAGAUUUAUCUAACAGUAGCAGAUGAGGUCAUUUCAAAAGAUACUCAAAACAAGAUGAACUGUAGUAAUGUCUCAUUGGUGUCAUAUUUAUUUCAGCAUUUGAUACGACUAGAAACAUUUAUUUAAAAAAAAAAAGAAAAACAACCACCACCACCUCAUUCCUGAAGUUUCUUGUAAUGCUAACAGUAUAAUGUAUAAUUUUUUUCCUUGAAAUUACCUAUCUUUUCAGAGCUGUCUAUGAAGAAGAUAUGGUAUGCUUCUCUGUCUUAAGUGAUAUUAUGUCCUCAUUACUCACCAACCCAGCUCUGCAUGCCUGUUGAAUGAAAAAGCACCUUCCUAGAAAGCUUUAGAUUCUUUUUUUAAACAAAGAAGGGAUUUGAAGAUAUCACGUAUAGUAGAUUUCUUUACCACAGCCAAGAAGCCCUGUUUUACUCUUUAAUGAGAUCAUCUUUUUCUUGAAAGGGUAAAACGUUCAAAGAAAACUUGUACUCAGGCUUUUAUUCUGUAACCAAAUGUGAACUGUUUUGAACAUCCCCUUUAGUUAUUGCCAUCUUUGUAUGAAACAUUAUUGCACCUCUGUAUGGGGCAAAGAAAGAAAUGUGGAAAACCAUGAGGACUGCAGAAUAGACUUCCUAUAAUUUACACAAGUGAAAAAUGAGAUUUUAUCUACUGAGUUUGCUCAGAAAACCAGUUUUGUGGGCUCAUUUGCAAAGGUAGAGAUCCAAGAGCCAGUUAAUAAUCUCAGUGGUUAUGACAUUCAAGCCUUUUGCAGUCUUGAGGGUCACUCUCCUCCCUCUCCCUUCUGAACCAUCAUACAGAUGUGCAAGGUUGUUUGCAAAACAAAACCAGACUCUAUAUUUCCUGUCUCUCAUCCUUUCAACAUUACAUUUUGGUUUAAACGAGGAUGAGCACAUUGGUAUACAGAAAACUAAACUAAUAAUUACAUACACCUUUUUACAAAGCAAAAUUAUUUACCAUCCACAAAUAGUUAAUAUAUUACUCGUCUUGAUCCAUUCAACAGCAAAACCUAAAGACUACUUUCUUUUUGGUGAAGAAUUAGCCCAGCAGAUGUAUUGAUAGUAAUUCUCCUACUGCUGUUGACUUUGAGCUUGUUGAUGAAGCUAUCAGACUAUCCGUGGCACAUCUUAGAAGAUGUGAUCAACCAGAGGAGCAGUGUCCUUGCAACAUGUUUCAAACUUGUCAUAUGUUUUAUAGCCUGUUGACCUGCAAAAAUUCCGAUGUUACAUCACUGGAAUAGAAAUGGCCUAAAAGAAUUGCAAACAGUGGAUAAAGAAGUCAGAAAAAUGUGGUGUGGGCUCCGAAGCACUCCAAACAGCGCUCCCACUUAGUUUCAUCCUUCAGACCUCCAAUCAGAAACAUGACAACAGGUGGACCCUCCAUAUCGACAAAGAAAAUAUCCAAUCUGAAACAGAUACUGUUUGAGCAGAAGUGAAUAAGGCCCUUACAAAGACAGUAAAAAACCAUAGUUAUUAUUGGAGCUAUCAUGAGUUCCCCUGCAAAGGAAGGGAUGGCAGGUAGAAAAGGGCAAAAGAUGAUGGAAUUAAACGAAUAAAGGAAUGGGUGACCCUCCCCCCCCCAAACAACUAAUUACUCAGUAUUUACUCAUUUUCUUCUUACAGCAGCAUGAGUGUGUAUCAGGGGAGGGCAACAUUUCAUACACAUGGAGUUUCCCUCUUACCCUCUUGGAAGCCAGUAAACCCCUGAGAAGUAUGCUACUUCUGUUUUUUAAAUUAUUUGUACUCAAUUUUUCUGGCAACAGAAAAUAGAGAAACACAGCUACUUUCCAGGCCACUGUCAUUUUAAAAAGGAAUAAUAAUAAUAAUAAUAAUAAUACUUUCCCAGAAAUUGAAAAUGAAAGAGGCCUCUACCUGAAAUCCUAUAGAACCAGAUUUACUGAAAUAAUGUGGUUUCACUGAUUAUCAGUGAAUUAUCAGAGCACUGUGAAAAAAAAAUUGCAAGUUGUGGGAUCUUUGGUCAUGGGGAUCCUCUGAUUUUUAAGUAUUUUCAGUGUGGUUCAGUGUACCCUUGAGAAUUUGUAAUGGGACUAGUGCGCUUUGGCUUUUACUGAAUGCAAAUUGUAACCUUUUAUUCGAAGACUCUUAAAUUCCUUCUUUUCAGAGAAUAACUAUUCUAAGAAAUUAAGGAUAUUUUGAUCACAUAGAACAGCUUUUGUGAUUUAAUGUGUUCCCUCCAGUUUUUUUUCUUCUUGAGCUACUUGCUUAAUAUAAAAUAAUUGUGUCAUAGGCCAUUUUCUCUUGCCAGACAGUUUCAAGUGAUUAUGAAUGAACAGAAAAGGUAGGACUCAGAUUUUUGUAAGAAGGAGAUUCCCAAAGCAAUAUUUAAAAGAAGCAUCUCAUUCAUUUGAUUGGGUAAUAGGGAAAUAAAAGGACAUUGGGAUUUUACCUCACUGAAAUGUUGGUGCACACCAAGAGGAGUGAGUGUGAUCAUAAACUUUAAUCAUCUUGGUAUUCUGAACUCUGCUGCAGAGUGUCCAUAUGGUAUUGACUUUUUAGAAUGCUUCAGUACUUGUGGGACCCUUUGGACUGUAGUGUAUUUAAUUUGCUUUAAACUGGGGAAAUAGUUGCAGACUUUACACCAAGCAAUCUUGACACUGAGGUUGAAGAAACAGAACUGCCCAACACACACUGUUGCUGCCAUUCUUAUUACUUCAAACUUUCAACAGGUCAUUACAAGGAUUCUUUCUUGCCACAGAAGCGAAUCUUUGCUUCCCUCAUCACUUUACAGGUUUAAUAAGAACUGUGGAUUUUAAAUUAUAUGUAUAUGUUUACACGAACACCAUCAUUGAGUGUAUAGCCAAACCUGUGUAGACCAAAUUCUCAUCAUCUUUUGCACUGGACAGUUAGGUUAGCCUUAGGAAAAACUUUGGAAUUAUCAUGUCCUAACCCCAAAUCCUUGGAAUUCAGCUCAGAAAAUCUCUACCACCUGCCGGAAAUGCAGGUACAGCCUUUGGUUCAGCCCUAUUCCAAUUCUCUUGCUUCUUGACCUAGCCCUUGAUGUGGGAACAGAAGAUUAAUUUGCCAGAGUAGGGGGGCCAGUAUUGUUCGUCACUUUGACUUGAAUCCCAAAUGCUUUCUCUGAAGCAUGUAAUACAAGCAGCAUCACAGUCCUGGGUUUAGCUUAAAUUCCAGAGAUUGGGUGUGCAGUCAGACCACUCCCAACAUAUUGGAUUAUGUAACACUUUUAAAGUGUAGCUAAAAACAAGCAAACCUGGCCUCGUGGAACUAGAAUAGCAAAUGUAAUGAAUUCCACGUAAGUGGUCUUCUGAAGAUUGUUGGGUGGAGGGACAUGUACUUUUCCUGAUUUAUGUUCUCUGGGGAAGUGAGGAGAGGAGGAAUGGGGAUGAAAGGAAAUUGGCAAACUAAAGUGACUUUGACUUCUGUAAUCCCAUGGUUACUACUGAGGCAGACAAGUUGCCACUAUGAUUGUUAUAACAUGAAAUGAAAGUCCUUCAAAAAAUUUAAUUUAAACUAAAGAGAACCAGGUUUUAGAGAGCAGGAUAGAGGUUGAAAUGGAUUUCAUUUAACUUUUCCUUUUAAAACACAUUAUAUUUUACUAUCUUAUUUGCUCUUCACUGCAAUGGAAAGGGGACGAGGGGGCCCCUUUUUUUAAAGGGUGUCCAACCUUUAUACAAGUGCUAGAUAAGCACUCGCCAAGCAAAAAAAAAAAAGGAUCAGGUAAGUAGUAGAAUGCACAUAUUUAUAUGUAAAGUGGUGUACAGUACUUGAUAACACAUAGUUCUGAAGAUGCACUGUAAAAAUUAAAAUACAGGGAAAAUUCUGAUCUUUUUCUAGAGGCAAUAAAUAUAUUUAAUCUAAGUCAUGUUAAAUGUUUGGAGUGAAUGUAAUAAUACAUUAUGUUUCUUUAAAUAAUAGAUGUAAAUGCUAGAUGUUGGAGAGGAGCAUAUUUGGGAAAUCUUGGUACAGUAGAUGUUUCUGAAAAUGUGGCCCAUUCUAGGGAAGUACCUGCAUUUGCUGGCAUGAGUCACAGUUCGUGUGUACUAAGCAUGAGGGUGGAAAUGAAAACUGGAACUUCCUUGUAAAUUUAACUUGGUAAUAAAAAAUGGUGUUACAGAGAA
Monodelphis domestica (gray short-tailed opossum) is the source of this 7992-nucleotide messenger RNA. It is a transcript of the gene CLEC16A, whose product is annotated as C-type lectin domain containing 16A. Gene Ontology annotation, biological process: regulation of autophagosome maturation; endosomal transport; vacuolar transport. Gene Ontology annotation, cellular component: Golgi apparatus; late endosome. NCBI's taxonomy places the organism in Eukaryota, Metazoa, Chordata, Mammalia, Didelphimorphia, Didelphidae. The record is from RefSeq and is a predicted model, not a curated record.